Leucoraja erinaceus (little skate) is the source of this 1795-nucleotide messenger RNA. RefSeq names its product mucin-2-like. The record is from RefSeq and is a predicted model, not a curated record. The coding region runs from base 95 to 973 and encodes 292 amino acids. Gene Ontology annotation, cellular component: extracellular region. Lineage: Eukaryota; Metazoa; Chordata; Chondrichthyes; Rajiformes; Rajidae. The transcript is spliced from 6 exons. Gene Ontology annotation, biological process: bone remodeling.
UACAUCAUUGUGGUAUUAUUCGUGGGAUUGUUUUGUGAGGUCCAGGAUAUAUAUAAGUGUGAAAUCAAACACUGUGACCAGUACAUCUUCAGCCAUGUAUAGAUGUAAAAUGAAAACCAUCCUCUUUGUUUUUGCUGCAGUCCACGUCUUCUACACCUCUGCGCAAUCAUGUGCAAGUUCAACCUUCCCAAUUGUUGAAACUGCUACAAUUGCACAGGUGAACGUGGACUCCUCAAACAGCAACCUCUUUGCUGUUACAAGAUGUGAAGUAAUCUUCGAGGCUAAUUUAGGAGAACGCCUAUUCCUGGUGGUAAUAGUUAUCGAUAUCCAGGGAACUGUGUGUCUGAACAACUCCGGUAUCGAUCCAUCAAUCUGUGACCUGAUACCCAUCACGAAUGCUGAAACUGCUACGUGUACAAGCACAAUCACCCUGCAGGUGGGCUUGUUUCAAAACAUUCAAGUCCAGUGCUUUAACACAAACGUGACAACACCAGCUAUUACCCCGACCACACCGGUGACCACACCGAGCAUUUUAGUUACCACACUGGACACCACAGACAGCACUUUAGUUAACACACCGACCCCACUGGACACCACAGACAGCACUUUAGUUACCACACCGACCCCACUGGACACCACAGACAGCACUUUAGUUACCACACCGACCACAACUGUGACCACACCAACUACCACGGCCACCACAACAACCAAAAAACCUAGAAAACGACCAUCAUCUUCAUCAUCAUCAUCAUCAUCAUCAUCCGAAAGCGAUGAACGAUCAAGGAGAUGCAAGAACGAUGGCCGAAGGAUUUGCAGGAGAAGAUCUGGCCACCGGAGGAGGAGGGGAUUUUCGAGCACAGAGAAGAAAAAUAACAGGCAAAGGAGUCUAACCAGAGUUAUUCGUUUUGCUCCGGCUGCAGCUCUCAAGACAGAAGAGAAUCAAGAUAGUAAAAUAUACGCCACUGACUUCUGACAGUAGGAGAUCUGACAAAGCAGCUCCAGAACAUGAAUUGCUCAAAAGCCUUCUACAGGGUGUGCUACAAUUACUGCCGGGUCUGAUAUUCUCCUGCAUGUAACUGCUGGGAUUCUCAUGUUUAACGUGAGAGUUCUCUUCCUCUCCUCUGCAAUCUCUGUCUUUUCCCUGCAAUCCAACGAGUUGUAGCAGCCUGACUGCUACUGGAGACUGAUAUACAAUAACAUAUUAGGAAAUGUACCAACCUGGAUGGGGUCUCAUCAGAUACUGUGCUUUUCCGGAUGUAAACAAUCCUAUAGCUGUUUCAAACAACUUUUCAAAUAUUUUUUCUUGAUUUUUCAUGGGAUAUCAUUUGGUAUUAGAGUUAAAGCAAUCAUGUAUUUGAUUAAACAAUAGUUGCAACUUGAUUCCUUAUUAAGAAAUUGUGAUCAUGUAAUCUACAAGGUAGACAAAAAUGCUGGAGAAACUCAGCGUGUGAGGCAGCAUCUAUGGAGCAACGGAAUAGGUGACGUUUUGGUUUAAGUUCCUUCUUCAGUCUGAAGAAGUGUCUCGACCCAAAACGUCACCUACUCCUUCGCUCCAUAGAUGCUGCCUCACGCGCUGAGUUUCUCCAGAAUUUUUGUCUACCUUCGAUUUUUCCAGCAUCUGUAGUUCUUUCUUAAACAUGUAAUCUCCAGGUCAUUUUUAGACACAUAAAUCAAGAUGACAAUCAGUUCACAUAUGUUGUAUCUAUUUCUUUAGCUGGGUAAGACUUUUAACAAUCUGUUGGCAAUAUCUUGUGAUCUGUACUUAAUCAAUUAUAAUAAAAUAUGAUUAUCACAA